AUCAAUCAUGGAUGGAUGAAACUCAACAAAUACUAUGAGCUUACAGACCGCUCUGCUGCAUAUGUUGCUGCCCUUGUCUUCCAUACUGCGUAUACCUGGAGUUAUCUUGAGGGUAUCUGGAGGUUCAAACCAGCCUGGAUAUCUAGCGCAAAGACAAGGGUU
Messenger RNA from Aureobasidium melanogenum CBS 110374, 162 nucleotides. RefSeq lists its product as uncharacterized. NCBI's taxonomy places the organism in Eukaryota, Fungi, Ascomycota, Dothideomycetes, Dothideales, Saccotheciaceae. The record is from RefSeq and is a predicted model, not a curated record. The annotation marks the transcript as partial. The transcript has a single exon.